ACAGCAAAGUUACUAAGCUACUAGCAGCUGCAAGACCUUACAGGAUUGCUGACAAAACAGCUACCAGCUGUCAGCCUUAAAAUUAUAAACAGCACUGGAACAUAGGCUUUUCCAGCUAUAGAUUGCUCCCAAACAAAAUGAAUGGACCAGUUGAUUAUAUACAGGAACACACAUUGAAAGAUGUAGGAGCAUUUAUGUUUACAUCUGAGUCUGUUGGAGAAGGUCAUCCUGACAAGAUCUGCGACCAGAUCAGUGAUGCUGUUCUUGAUGCCCAUUUGAGUCAGGAUCCAGAUGCCAAAGUUGCUUGUGAGACCGUUUGUAAAACUGGGAUGGUUUUGCUUUGUGGAGAAAUAACAUCCAGAGCUGUUGUGGACUAUCAGAAAAUUGUUAGAGACACAAUAAAGUACAUUGGAUAUGAUGAUUCUGAAAAAGGAUUUGACUAUAAGACCUGCAAUGUGCUGGUAGCUCUGGAACAACAGUCUCCUGAUAUUGCACAAGGAGUUCAUUUGGAUAGGCAAGAAGAAGAUAUUGGAGCAGGAGAUCAGGGAUUAAUGUUUGGUUAUGCAACAGAUGAGACAGAGGAGUGCAUGCCGUUGACUAUAGUACUUGCUCACAAGCUGAAUGCCAAGUUGGCUGAGUUGAGACGCAAUGGUGUACUGCCUUGGCUUCGACCAGAUUCCAAAACACAGGUAACAGUAAAAUACAUUCAGAAGAAUGGAGCAGUUAUACCUGUACGUGUACACACCAUAGUGAUUUCAGUGCAGCAUGAUGAAACAAUAUCUUUGUCAGACAUGCAAGAUGCCCUAAAGGAACAGGUCAUUAAGGCUGUUGUCCCUGAAAAAUACCUGGAUGAGAAAACUGUUUACCACCUGCAACCCAGUGGGCGCUUUGUCAUUGGUGGACCACAGGGGGAUGCAGGUGUCACAGGCCGUAAAAUUAUCGUGGAUACUUAUGGAGGAUGGGGUGCUCACGGAGGUGGCGCAUUUUCAGGGAAAGACUACACUAAGGUUGACCGUUCAGCUGCUUAUGCUGCCCGAUGGGUAGCAAAAUCACUGGUGCAUGCAAAGCUCUGCCAUCGUGUUCUGGUUCAGGUAUCUUAUGCUAUUGGCGUGGCCUAUCCACUAUCAGUUUCUCUAUUUACCUAUGGUACAUCUGAGAAGACCGAAAAGGAAUUGCUGGAUAUCGUAAACAGGAACUUUGACCUACGACCUGGAGUAAUUGUCAGGGACCUUGACUUGAAGAAGCCGUUAUACCAGAAAACUGCAUGUUAUGGUCAUUUUGGCAGAGAGGACUUUCCAUGGGAGGUUUCAAAGGAGCUUGUUUUCUGAUGGUGAAAAAUGUUUCUGUACCAUAAUAUACACAAAUGCCACUGAAGCAAUUCUGAUUUAGAAAUUUCAUAUGACUGUGGCUUGCAGCUGUGACUCUCAAGUCACAAUGGAAUGCAAAUACAGCUGAAUCAUACUGAAAUGGAGUGGAUACACAGAUGAUAUCGAACACCAUAAACUAAUUGAAACAAAUGCAAACUAUAUGCCUGCUACCUCCUUCUUCAAAAUCUGCAUUCAUUGUAUGGCAUUUGUGUGAAUUUCAAAAAAAUAAAUAAAUAAAUAUAUAUAUAAGGGAAUAUGGUGUCAGCUUGGGCAAACUCAUUCUUGCUUUAUGACAAUGUAUUUGAUGCUGCUACAUUAAUAAUGUUAACCAACAAUGCAAAAUUGACGUCAGCAACAUUGUUAUUAUUGCACUACAUGCUAUUUCAAAUCAUCAGGAUAAAGUAUGAUAUUUGCAUUUUGAAGUCCUAUGUAACAUGCUUACAUAUAGCUCUUACUUUCAUAAACGUCAUUGCGUAUUGGCUUAUAUUGCAUAAUCUUAAUUUGUUUUGUUGAAUAAUAUUCAUUCUCAGUAAUCAACAGUCCCUUUACUUAAUUUCAUUUACUUAGUCAUUUACUUAACCCGUGGGAGCAAGUCACUAAGUGGUGCUAGAGAGACUUACUGGUUCAUGUAGAAAGCGUUUGUGCCCAGGAAUCUGCUUCGAGCGCCACAGUGUUGAUCCAAGCUGCAUGAUUCCAUAUUGGUAGCAAAACAAUCGUAUUUGUUUUUUUAAGGUUUUAAGGUUUAAAUUAUUUUUAGCAGACCGAAGAUACAGUUUCCAAAUUACUAAAAGAUCCCUUAUUCUGAAUACCCCAGAUCCCAAACAUGCUGAAUUUUUGUGUGUAUUUUCAGGUUAAGUUUAGCAAAUCAAUAUGAGCUUAUGUGGUUAUUUCAAUUAAAAGAGAAAAUGUAAUACUCUAUUUUAAUAGUCUGCUUAAAUGGGUUACAAAUGGUCAGAAUUUUGUUAUCCAGCUGUGACAUAUUGGGGCAGAUUCCCUUUGCAGCGAAAAUUCACCAGCGACGGCUUCGCAGCCAUCACAACACUUCGGCAAGCUUAAUUCGGCAGGACAACGCUAAUUCCCUAAAAUUAUGAAUGCCUGCUUGGAAUCAUAAUAUUUUAAUUAUGUCAUGAAUGUUUCUGAUAAUUAAAAUAUUUCUGAUAUUAAAAUAUAUUGUUUUCAUAAUAUACAGUAGAUUGGUGAAAUAAUUUUCAGAAUUUGAAUUACAAUGCAUUUAUAAUAAAUAUGAUUGAUAAAAAAUAAAGGUUCUUUUCCUUUA
Messenger RNA from Xenopus laevis (African clawed frog), 2643 nucleotides. It is a transcript of the gene mat1a.L, whose product is annotated as methionine adenosyltransferase I, alpha L homeolog. The record is from RefSeq and is a predicted model, not a curated record. Gene Ontology annotation, molecular function: methionine adenosyltransferase activity; ATP binding. NCBI's taxonomy places the organism in Eukaryota, Metazoa, Chordata, Amphibia, Anura, Pipidae. Bases 138 to 1328 code for a protein of 396 amino acids. The transcript has 9 exons. Gene Ontology annotation, biological process: S-adenosylmethionine biosynthetic process.